Molecule: messenger RNA, 947 nt
Organism: Pectinophora gossypiella (pink bollworm)
Lineage: Eukaryota; Metazoa; Arthropoda; Insecta; Lepidoptera; Gelechiidae
Product: chorion class B protein PC401-like
Exons: 2
Coding region: 18-479 (153 amino acids)
Biological process (GO): multicellular organism development; chorion-containing eggshell formation
Cellular component (GO): egg chorion
Molecular function (GO): structural constituent of egg chorion
Source: RefSeq, a predicted model, not a curated record
UCGUACCCUACAGAAACAUGUCGGCCAAGACUUUUUCCGUCGUUUGCGCUGCGCUUCUUGUCCAGAGCGUGGUGUUGGCGUGCCCGGGUGCACCUCUGCCCCUGUGCGGAGGGCGGGGCUACUCAGCACUGAGCGGCGGCAUCGUCUCCUCAGGAGUCGCGUCCGCCAGCGGCGGCGGUCUCCCCGUCUCCAUCAGCUCCCCCACCACUCCCAGUGGCAUCUCCCUCCUGUCGCAGAACUCGAUCAGCGGCAAUUUAUAUGCCUCCGGUGAGAUGCCGUUCCUCGCGGCUGUGGCUUUGAAGGGACAAGUGCCAUCCUCUGGCUCAGCGGGCACCUCGUACAGCUGCGGUGACAGCAACGUCGGCAUCUCGAGUCAGAGUCUCUCUGCUGCUGGCAUCAGUGCCUCCAAUGCAGGUUACGGCAGCGCUUUCGGUGCUCGCAGAUUAGGAGGCUGUUCAUGCGGCCGUGGAAUCUACUAAGAUCUUGAGGUUUAUCCGUUGCGUAAUCCUACAUUGAUAAUGAAACUUGAUAAUUAUAAAUACCAGUACGGCUCAUCGCAAGUCAUUCUCAAAUAGAAAGAAAAAAAUAUAAUUAUAUAUAUAAAUACAGACUUAAAACGAAAAUAAAAAGGAAAAUAGAUAAAUUGUAUCAUAUCAGUACAAAAAAAAACAACACUCAGCGUAAUACCACAGCACGGGCCACAGCGGCGCUAUAAUCAUUAUGAAACCUAUUUUUAGUAAAUCAUGUAUAUUCCAAACCCUAAAAUUAUAAAUAAGUACAUAAGGUAUUUACAUUUUAAGAAUACAAUAUGUCUUAGCUCCUUAAGAAUAAAGAAAUAAAAAAUGGUUUAGUAAUAUUCCGUAUAGAGAGGGUUAACAGGAGCAAAUUGUACUUUCAAAUAUUUUUUUGUAAAUACAAGUUUUAAAAAUAUAUAAGUUUCACUGGAA